Molecule: messenger RNA, 4247 nt
Organism: Thermothielavioides terrestris NRRL 8126
Lineage: Eukaryota; Fungi; Ascomycota; Sordariomycetes; Sordariales; Chaetomiaceae
Exons: 2
Coding region: 209-4219 (1336 amino acids)
Biological process (GO): establishment of mitotic spindle orientation; nuclear migration involved in conjugation with cellular fusion
Cellular component (GO): cell tip; spindle; microtubule associated complex
Source: RefSeq, a predicted model, not a curated record
CUCUCCUUUCCUUCUCGCUUCCACCACAGAGCAAGCACAACGCAACACAACUUCACGGCUUCAGCUUUCUGCUGCCAGCUUCCAUUGCGAGAACAGCGUUGUACAUUGCUUCCGCAAUCUGCAUUCAGUUGCGUCCAAUUGCAAUCAAUCGAUCAAUCCAUCACGAAACACCCACAAACAAAACAAGCGUCCAUUGGAGUAUGACACGAUGACGUCCAUCUCGGAUCUGGCUGUCGGCCAGAAGAUCCGCCUCAGCGACAAUCGCUCUGGCACCAUCCGCUUUGUCGGCCAGACCGCAUUUGCCCCGGGUGACUGGGUCGGAAUUGAGCUCGACGAUGGCUCUGGAAAGAACGACGGAAGCGUCCAAGGCGAGCGCUACUUCGACUGCAAGAUGGGCUUCGGCAUGUUCGUGAGGCCUUCCACCAUCACCGUGGUUGCCCAGCCCAAGCCCGCGGCUUCCAAGAAGGUUACGCGUCCCAGCGGCAUGUUCGCAGCAGCUUCUUCGCGCGGUCCGAAUGCCAACGACGCCGCUCUUGCCAAACGCAAGAGCCUGAAUGCUCCCAGCCCGACGCCAGCCCCCAGGCCAUCGCGCUCUUCGAGCAUCGCACGCUCCCCUACCAGGUCCCCAACCAAACAGCUGGCCACAGCGCCUUCAAGCGCUGCCGGGUCGCGUACCGCCACUCCUGCCAACGCCAGGCCUGCCCUCGGAGCUCGUCCACGCCCCUCCGUCGCGCCUGCCAAGUCCUCCGCUGCUCCGCCGCCCCUGCCAGCCCCCAGGGCCCGCCAGGCCUCUACCGCCGCUGUGGCACCCAAGCCAACUGGUGCCCCUGCGCGCACUCUGAGCGGUCGGCUGCCCGCAGCUGCCAAACCGGGAGUUGCCCGCUUGCCCACGGCCCGACUCGCCUCCUCCGGCCCGGUUCCGGCCAUCGGCAAACGCGGCAGCGGGAGCACCGUCUCCACGCAGAAGAGCAGUGACGAUGAAAUCCUUUCACCCAAAUCGAUCAGCCCGGCCCAGCAGAGGACCCUGGCAUUGGAGAAGCUCACCGGCUCAGCUAACUCCCCUACACCGCCCGCCGCCACCAAGCCGGCCGGCGCAACCGCCACGACCACAUCCAGGUCAGCAGCCAAUACUGCGGCCGCCAACAAAGAGAUCGAAGAUCUCAAGGCGAAGAUCCGCGUCCUUGAGAAGAAGCGGAUCGAGGAUCGCGAGAAGCUUAACACGCUCGACCAGAUCAAGAGCGAGCGCGACAAGUUUGAGAGGAUUAUCCAAACUUUGCAAAUCAAAUACCAACCACAGCAGCAGGAGCUUGCCGACCUGAGACGGCAGCUCAAGGAGGCUGAGACACGCCUGUGCAAUGUCGAGGAGAUGCAGGCCGAGCAUGAGGCCGCCCUGGAGCUUGCCACCCUCGACCGCGAGAUGGCCGAGGAGAUGGCCGAGGUCCACAAGGCUGAGCUCGACGCCCUCAAGUUGAAGCACGAGGAGUUGGAGCUCGAAGUGGAGGUUCUCCGGGAGGAGAACGCUGAACUCACCAAAGGCAUGUCAUCCGAGGAUAGGGCCAGUGUCGGAUGGCUGCAGAUGGAGAAGAAUAAUGAACGGCUCCGCGAGGCGUUGAUCAGGCUUCGGGACAUCUCCCGUGAGCAGGAAGAGGAGUUGAAGGCCCAGAUCAAGGGUCUCGAGGAUGAUCUGCGCGAGUUUGACGCCGUCAAAGAGGAGCUCACCGCCUGCAAAGAGGACCUGACGCAGAAAGAGUCUGCCAUCGAGGAUCUCCGCGAGCAGCUGAACAACGCUCUGGGAGCCGAGGAGAUUAUCGAGAAUCUCAGUGAACAAAACAUGAACCAAUCCGAAGAGAUCAAGGAGCUCAAGGCGGCCAUUGCCGACCUUGAAGCCCUGAAAGAGAUCCACGAUGAGCUGGAAAUCAACCAUGUCCAGUACGAGAAAGAGAUGCAGGAGGAUAUCAGCCAGAGGGACGCCGUCAUCGCCGAGCAAGCCCGCCAGGCGGCCAAGCAUAAGGCAGCCAUGGAGGACAUGGAGUACACGCUGUCGAGGUUCCGUGAGCUGGUUACUAGCCUGCAGAGCGACCUGGCGGACAUGCGUGCUUCUCAGGCCGUCACCGAGAAUGAGUCGGAGCAGCUGAACAGCCGGUCGCGCGCCAUGCUCGAGCUCAACAUGAAGCUGCAGAUCUCCGCCGCCAAGGCCCAGGCCAAGACCAUCGACCUCGAACUGCGCCGUAUGGAGGCGCAGGAGGCCGAGCAGCACCUGGAGAUCGUCACGCUGUUCCUGCCGGACAGCUAUCAGACCGACAAGGACUCGGUCCUCGCCCUCCUGCGAUUCAAGCGCCUGGCUUUCAAGGCCAAUCUGCUCAACGGCUUCAUCAAGGAGCGCGUCAACAGCCAGCCACACCCUGGUCACGAAGACGAGGUGUUCGAGGGCUGCGAUGUCGCCGACAAACUGACCUGGGUUUCCUGCAUGUGCGACCGCUUCGUGAAUGCCAUCAGCCACUGCUCGCUUGAGCAGUUCGCCCAGUAUCAGGGUGCGCUGUACGAGCUCGAGCCUGCCGAGAGGGCCAUGAACGGCUGGAUCGACGGCCUGAGACGCGACGAGUUGAAGGAGAAGCAAUGCGCGGUCGAGCUGCAGCGGACCAUUGCCCUCAUGACGCACCUUGGCGAGGUGCACAUCUGCCCCGACCUACAGAGCUUCGCCGACGACAUUCACAUGCGCGCUCUACUGAUGCAGAGUUACUUGGAGUCUGCCGCCGUCGCCUUCACCACCGCGAAGGCCAUGGUCCAGCGGGUCGUCCCCUCGACCGAGGACGAGGAGGAGCUCAGCCAGCACUUCUCAAACAAGACCGACAGCGUUGUCACCCAGACUCGCAGCACCAAGGUCAUCGCCGGAAAGACGGCCCGCGCGCUGGAGGAUCUCAAUUCCAGGUCCCUCUCUCUCCUGCCCGAGUCCCUGGAGGCGUUUGUGGAGUGCGAAGCUGCGACAGCGGAGCUCGCCGACAUGGCGCGCAAGAUCGGCUUGGAUCUUCAUCGGCUCCUCAAUGAGGAGGGCAGAACCGCACCAUACACUUAUGCCGAGGUGCAGUCGUGCAUCCAGAACACAGCCAUGACCGCGUUCAACCACAGCGAGGCCGACCUGUUCUCGACGUACCUCAGCAAACUGCGCGCCGUCACGUCGCAGAUCUCGGACCUAGCGGCACUGAGCACAGACCUCAGCCAGACGCAAGAAUUCGAGCGCGGCCCUGCCCCUUGGACCUUGCGCAGCCAGGAGCUUAAGGAGCUCAAGAAGGUGCCGAUCGAGGCCGAGGCCGAGGUUCGCCGUCUCAAGGAGGAGUACAGCAACGCCCGCCGCACCAUCGCCAUCCGUGACGAAGACCUGAGCACAGCCCAGGUCAAGAUUGAGACGCUCGAGUCCCGGAUGCGUGACGCCAAGGCGAAGGCAGCACGGAUCUCGGAGCUCGAGGCUCAAAUCGCGGCGGACAAGGAGGAGAUCGCCACCCUAUCGGAGAGCAUCUCCAAGCAAGACCGCGAACUCAAGGCGCUCGAGCUCGACCGCGACAAGUGGAAGCAGGUCGCCAGCACCAGCCGGGUGGUCGCCGGCAGCGGGGCGGAAGCGGCAGGGGCCAGAGAGAACCAAGAGCGGGCGGUCGCCACGGCGCGCGAGAUGGACAAUCUUAAGACGAUGAUCAACGGCCUCGAGGCUGCGCUCCGCUACCUGCGCGAGGAUAACCGCCGCGCCAGACUGGUGGAGCAGCGCGACCACGACUGGCUCGCCGAGCCCCUCACUAAGAAUAUCCGGCCGGGCGAGCAGCGCAGGGCAAUUGCUGGUUCCGAGAACAAGGCUGUGCUUAGGGAGCUGGUCAACCUGUCGAGCCAUGCUAAGAUCUACGACUUGGCGAGGCUGCCCGAGGAUAAGAUCGCGUGGAAGCCGGCAAAAAGCACGCCGCAGUAUCAUGCGGCACAGCAAAAAGAAGAUUUCGCCACUUGGAAGAGCUGGCAAGAGGCCGCCCUUAAGAAGGGCUGGGGGUCGGUGCCCGCGUCUCCCGCUGCGGCAGGUAAACAGAGCCCGAAGAAAAAUGUCAUGAGGCCCGUUGGGGCGAAGUUGCAGAUCAGGCUGCCGGGGAUGGAGGGAAAGCCUAGCCCUAUCACGGGUAGGCAGGUGGAGAUUGUGGAUUCCAAGGAGUGGGAGGCGUUGCAGGGGAGGUUUUUGUUCAUGUGAGAAAGCACUGGCGGCGUCUAGGGCGUUG